CAACAAUUUUCCUUGACGCCGCGGAAAAAUCAGGGAAAAAGCAUGGUAAACUACCAUCUCGUCGAUCAAGCAGCAGUAGGCGGCAAAAAUAUCGUCUUGAAAAAACUUCGCAACAACUUGGGACGCGACGAAUUGGGCGAAGAAAUCAUUCAGCAUCGCGAAAAGCUUGGAGAACUCAUUAUCGAAGGCGAUCAUGUGGAUAUCGUCGAUUUUGAGCAUUCACAGUUUUACGGUCCCAUCAAGAUGUUCAUCAACUUACAACCCGUCACUGUGCAAAACAGCGAAUUGCGUGUCGGAGACUUGCUUGGAGUUGGAAAUGCCGUAAAUGUCGAGGAAUAUCGCCAAAUGGGCGGCGAAGCUUACAACAAAACUCGAUUAUUCAAAUUGGAGGAAUAUCAACCCGAAGAUGGGGGAUGCAUUUCUUCUGACGAAGAAAAUGAAGAUAUUUUUCAAGCUGACACAGAUUCGUGUCCGAGUGCCUGUGACGAGGCGAGAAUUAACGAUCUCGAUGAAAUUGACAAUUUAGAUUUAAAUGCAGAUCGCAAGACACCCGAAAAAGUUCAAGUUACCUCAAAUUUACCAAAUGUUGAAAAUGACUCUGAUGCGUCAAAUUCUGGAUCUGAAACCAUCGAAAUUGACGAUGAUGAUGACUUUUGUGCGUCUCCCGAACAAAUUGACGCCGAAUAUAAAGGAGAUCCGUACAACAGUGAUUCGUUGGAUGAAAUUCUGCCGGAUUCCUUUCGACGACAAGGAGAAAUUCCGGAAGAAAAUGUGAUUGAUCUCAUUAGUGACGAAGAAAUUUUCAAUGAAGAAGGUCCUGAAUCGGGUAUCGGGGAGUCAAGUUCUGAUCCGCGAUCUGGUUCGAGAUCCCCCGAAGGCGAAGAUUUACUUACCAUCCAAAGUGACAUGCAAAAUCCGCAAUUUUGUAGAGUAGAUUUGGCUGAAUACGGUAUUGGGUCGUGUUUGACGCCGCCUUCUUCGCGUGAUGGAUCCAUGAGUCACGACGAAGUGCCUGAAAAACAAGAAAUUCCAAAGAAGAAACAAAAACGCAGCAAGUUAAAGAGACCUUCGCGAGACUCGAACAGCGCAGAUGACUCCAAUGACGAAGAUAAAAGUGAUAAAAAUUCGAGAAAACGUCCUAAAUUCAAAAAACACGAAGAAACUGCUGGAUUGACAUCAUCUUCAGACGAACAAAAGACUUCCGAUAAAGAACCCGUCGAACAACCAAACGCUUCGCCUCGCAUCGAUCCAUACCGUUACUCGGCAGCUCAUCAAAUUGCCCGCAAAGCUUUGUACACGGAACCAAGUGAAAGUCCCUACAGAAGCUACAAAGGAUACAAAGCGCCUCCAAUUAUCCCAAAGCCGCAGAAAAAACCGCCGCCAAGUAUUAAACAAAUGGAACAAAGUACCAAAGGUCGCUUUGGGCCACAGAAAUGCACGAAAACUGUGGCUCAAAUGCGCGAAGAACGUGCCAAAAUUCAAUCGAUGCUUCAAGAAAAAGCUGCAUCGACAUCGACAACGCCAAAAGUGAAAAUUAGCGAAACUUCACGGAAUGAUCGCAUAUUGCAAGAAAUGUUGAAUACUCCGUCGACUUCGAAGCAACAACCAAAGGAGCCGCAACCAGGUCCAAGUCGAUUGUAACUUCUCUCGAAUGUUUGCCAUUCCAUGUGCCUUCCUGACUUAUGUUAAUUAAAUAAGACUUUUUUGUACUUUUUUCAUACGAAAAAUAAAUAAGUUUUGAUAA
Messenger RNA from Culicoides brevitarsis, 1744 nucleotides. RefSeq lists its product as uncharacterized. Bases 43 to 1641 code for a protein of 532 amino acids. The transcript has 2 exons. NCBI's taxonomy places the organism in Eukaryota, Metazoa, Arthropoda, Insecta, Diptera, Ceratopogonidae. The record is from RefSeq and is a predicted model, not a curated record.